Messenger RNA from Symbiodinium sp. CCMP2592, 483 nucleotides. The record is from the annotation of a GenBank genome assembly. NCBI's taxonomy places the organism in Eukaryota, Dinophyceae, Suessiales, Symbiodiniaceae.
AUGCCGGAUUCUGAAAGGCAUCGCGCUCUGCGCCCAUCAAGAUCUUUGGUUCUCUGCCUGUUGGCGGUGUCUGCCUGGACUUUAGCACCGCAGACGCCCUUUGUUUCACCAGACGUCCGGCCUCGGAGCCGAGGAUGCGAAUCUUCGAAGUGCAGCCGAGAUGCCUGGGAUGAUGGGAUCCCAGACUUGCCGGAGGAGUACAGGAACAUCGGCCCCCUGAAGCUUGGGCCAAGACCCAGGCCUUUUGGGCUCUUGCUCAUGCCUUUUGUGCUCUACGUCUACUUCAUGGCCGAUGCCAAGAGAGCCCUGUUUCGCAAGUUCGACGCGGAUGGUGACAAGCUCCUGUCGCCGUCGGAGCUCUCUGCAGCUCUGGGUGAGCUUCCUGCAGGCACCUUCCAGGCCGUAGAUACGGACGGGACCGGUGGUAUCGAUACGAAAGAGUGGCUCUUCAGCUUCCUGCACACUGACCUUCCCGGGUCGUAG